This is a messenger RNA of Dovyalis caffra, 1443 nucleotides long. Lineage: Eukaryota; Viridiplantae; Streptophyta; Magnoliopsida; Malpighiales; Salicaceae. The record is from the annotation of a GenBank genome assembly.
AUGCUUCUAAAUCUUUGUCUCUUCUUCCUCCUCUCAACAGCUAUUAGCAUCACUGCUCAAGCCAUUGGUGUGAACUGGGGUACAAACUCUUCGCAUCCACUACCACCGGACAAAGUGGUGGAGCUCUUGAAGUCUAACAAAAUUACCAAAGUCAAGUUAUUCGAUGCCAACCCACUUGUGUUACAAGCUCUGUCUGGGUCUAACAUUGGUGUCACUGUUGGCAUUCCUAAUUCCAUGCUUAAAAGCUUGAAUUCUUCCACAAAAGUUGCAGAAAGUUGGGUCCAUGAUAAUGUUACCCGCUAUGUUUCUAGUGGUAGCAGUGGAGUUCGAAUUGAGUAUGUUGCUAUUGGAGAUGAGCCGUUUCAACAAAGUUACGGGGAGCAGUACCAUCCCUUUGUCAUUGGGACAGCCAUGAACAUCCAAACAGCUUUGGCCAGAGUAAGCUUGGCAAACCAGGUCAAGGUUGUGGUUCCAUGUAGUUACGAUUCCUUCCAAUCAGAAUCUGGCUUGCCCUCCAAAGGACACUUCAGGCUUGACCUCAAUAAAACCAUGAUUGAGCUCCUAACAUUUCUCAGUAAGCACCAUUCACCAUUUUUUGUGACCAUCUCCCCAUUUAUUAUUUUCCACCAAAACAAGAACAUUUCUCUUGACUUUAGUCUCUUCAAAGAAACCAAGCACUCUCGUAAUGAUGGCCAUAAAACAUACAAAAACAGUUUUGACCUAGGCUAUGAUACCCUGGUUACUGCAUUAUCGACAGUUGGGUUUCCUCAAAUGGAUAUUGUUGUUGCAAGUAUUGGUUGGCCUACGGAUGGAGCAACCAAUGCCACUUCGUCCACUGCAGAGACAUUCAUGAAAGGUCUAGUGGUUCACCUUCGUAGCAAAUCAGGUACCCCUCUCAGGCCUCGGAAUCCUCCAUUAGAGACAUACAUAUUAAGCCUACUAGACGAGGACCAGAGAAGCUUAGUUACUGGAAAUUUUGAGAGACAUUGGGGAGUUUUCACCUUUGAUGGCCAAGCCAAAUAUAACGUUGAUCUUGGUCAGGGUUCAAAGAAUCUAGCAAACGCACAAUAUGUUGAAUAUCUUUCUUCCAAGUGGUGUGUUGUUAAUAAUAACAAGGACCUGUCCAACGCAACUGCAAGCGCUUUGGAUGCUUGUUCAUCUGCUGAUUGCACUGCACUUUCUCCUGGUGGAUCCUGUUUCAAUAUCAGCUGGCCUGCAAAUAUAUCAUAUGCCUUCAAUAACUAUUACCAGUUGCAUGAUCAAAGCGCAGACAGUUGUGAUUUUGGGGGUUUGGGUUUGAUCACAACAGUUGAUCCAUCAGUAGGUAACUGUAGGUUUCGUCUUGAACUUCGCACUUCUCAUUCUGAGUCUCUGUAUGGGACAUAUCUCUUCAAAUGGAUGAUCUCGCUAACCUUAAACACAAUUAUACACAAUUUCAUGUGA